Molecule: messenger RNA, 3175 nt
Organism: Scleropages formosus (Asian bonytongue)
Lineage: Eukaryota; Metazoa; Chordata; Actinopteri; Osteoglossiformes; Osteoglossidae
Gene: osbpl5
Product: oxysterol binding protein-like 5
Exons: 22
Coding region: 519-3119 (866 amino acids)
Cellular component (GO): cortical endoplasmic reticulum; cytosol; membrane
Molecular function (GO): cholesterol binding
Source: RefSeq, a predicted model, not a curated record
CUGACUUGACUGACUGCCUUAGUGUGUGUCGCGCGCUCGGACUCCGCCGCCAGUGUCCCGCUAUUUGUCCCAUUCACGAUCGCGGACGAGCGGCCAGAGGCAGAGCGCGCGCACCUACAUCAUCUCGUGUCGUCGUCGUCUUCUGUAUUGCACUGACUCGUGCCCAGAGCGCGAGAAGCCGUUAUAGACGUUGAACCCGCGGGAUACGGCGGAGGAGCAUCCGAUCGCCUCUCGGGGAAAGUCCAUGAUACGGCCAAGUUGACGACGGACAUCGGCGCCGUGAUUCCGGGUGCGAGGCGCGCGCGACGCUCGCGCACCGCGUAAAACGCCCCCCCCGUUAUUCUUUAAAUUAAUUUUAUAACCGGACGACGCCCGCGAGGCCAACCGAACAUAAAGUGUCCGUCAUCGGGGAGAGAUGCGCUGAAGGCGGCUGGACCCUCGCGUGCGGAUCGACGGCGAGCAGCGCGCGCUGGAUGGUCUGAAGGGCGGGUCCACAGAAGACGAACGCGGCCGACAGGAUGAAGGAGGAAAACCUGUUCCGCCGGAGGUUUUCCCUGUGCCCGACGACGAGCACCCCGCACAAGCUCGACCCCCUCGCUCGCAACCUGUCAUACGCAGGCGACCAGGACAUGUAUCCCCUCAGCCCAGGCGGAGACAUGGAGAGGAACGGACUGCCCGUGCUGAGGGACGAAGUGAGCCCCGCUCAGUCUCCAACCAGCAAGGAGUCACGGGUCGCGAAUGGCCAAGAGAAGGAAUGCGGCUCGCCCACGGAGAAGCUCGCCCGGAAGGAGUCCCUCAAAGUCCAGAAGAAGAAUUAUCGCCAGGAGAAGAAAAGGGCGGCCCAAGAGCUGUUCAGCGCUCUGAAGGACCCCAGCGUGGUCAUUAUGUCCAGUUGGCUGAAGAUCCGCGGAACGCUGAAGAGCUGGACCAAGCUGUGGUGUGUGCUGAAGCCCGGUGUGCUCCUCAUCUACAAGACGCCCAAGGUGGACCACUGGGUCGGGACCGUCCUGCUGAGCGCCUGCAAGCUCAUUGAGAGGCCAUCCAAGAAGGACGGCUUCUGCUUCAAGCUCUACCACCCGCUGGACAAGUCCAUCUGGGCCAUGAAGGGUCCCAAGGGGGAGAACGUGGGCUCCAUCACUCAGCCGCUGCCCAGCAGCUACCUGAUCUUCAGAGCCACGUCUGAGUCCGACGGCCGCUGCUGGAUGGACGCUCUGGAACUGGCCCUCAGCUGCUCCAGCCUGUACAGGAUCACGGCCAAAACGGGUCGCGACGGCGACCUCAGCGCCUCCUCCGACUCCUCCCACUUCUUGCAGCUCCUGCAGUCCUCCCCGCUGAGCGAGCAUGAGCUCUUCGAGUUGAACGAGUCCCACAGCCACAUGGAGAACGACGCCUAUUCGGACAAAUCGGAACGGGAAACUCACGAGGAAUCGGACGCGGGCGCCAACGAGAAUGGGGGGCGGCUGACGGAAGAGAGCGACAUGGACCAGUCGGACGACCUGUCCCUUUCCCUGUCCCCGGGCCUGCAGGCCACCGCCUACGUUGAGCAGGGGCAGGAGGAGAUGGGAGAGGCGGGCGAAUCCUCCCAGGUGGAGACAGUCUCGGAGGAGAACAAGGGCCUCAUCUGGACCCUGCUGAAGCAGCUGCGUCCGGGUAUGGAUCUGUCCAAGGUGGUGCUGCCCACGUUCAUCCUGGAGCCGCGGUCCUUCCUGGAUAAGCUGUCCGAUUACUACUACCACGCGGACCUUCUCUCGCAGGCGGUGAGCGAGGAGAGCGCCUACUGCCGGAUGAAGCAGGUCUUGCGAUGGUACCUCUCGGGUUUCUACAAAAAGCCCAAGGGCCUGAAGAAGCCGUACAAUCCCAUCCUGGGGGAGACGUUUCGUUGCUGCUGGCUCCACCCCCAGACGGACAGCUGCACCUUUUAUAUAGCGGAACAGGUGUCCCACCACCCACCUAUCUCGGCCUUCUACGUGUGCAACAAGAAGGAUGGGUUCUGCAUCAACGGCAGCAUCCUGGCCAAAUCCAAGUUCUACGGAAACUCUCUAUCUGCCAUUUUGGACGGGAAGGCCAGGCUGCUCCUGCUGGCGCGUGGCGAGGAGUACGUCAUCACGAUGCCCUACGCCCACUGUAAAGGGAUUUUAUACGGCACCAUGACCCUGGAACUUGGAGGGAAAGUCACCAUUGAGUGUGAGAAAACAAAGUUUGUAGCAGAACUGGAAUUCAAACUGAAGCCUUUCCUUGGCAGCUCCUGCAGCGUCAACCAGAUUUCAGGAAAGAUACGUCUGGGAGAUGAAGUUCUUGCCACCGUGGAAGGACACUGGGAUUCUGAGGUGUUCCUCCACAAGAAGAAGACCGGCCACCAGGAGACGCUGUGGAACCCCACCUCCGCAGUGCGACUGUGCAGACUGAAACGGCAGGUGGUCCAACUGGAGCAGCAAGGGGAGUUUGAGUCUGAGAGGCUGUGGAGACACGUGACCAGCGCCAUCUUGGCUCGUGAUCAGGAAAGAGCCACGCAGGAGAAGUUUGUCCUGGAGGAGGCGCAGCGGCAGGAAGCCCGAGAGCGGGGCAGCAAACUUUGGACUCCUCGGCUCUUCGGCCUGGAUCCCGUGUCCAAUGAGUGGCGCUACAAAUACACAGAUGCCAAACCCUGGGACCCGAGCAGGUGCCUGGUCCAGUUUGAGAAGGAUGGGAUUAUUCAGACAAAGGAGCGACCAGAGCGCCGGCACAGCGAGCUGUCCUACAGCCAGAAGUGGGCAGUUCAGCAGAAGGCCAAGGUUCAGGGCAAACACAGGAAGUCCAGUAGCCAGCCGUCCAGCUGCAGUCAGAACACGGAGAGCAGCAGCUCCACACCAGAACCCACGCAGGAGUCCUCGGACAAUGAAGGGUUCGCGACCCAGUGUGCGAGGUGCGCCAGGGAUGCCAAGGAUUUGGCCGAGAUCGAGGCCUCCAUCGCGUCCAUCGAGAGGACGCAGCGGGACAUACAGAGGCACCUGCGUGCUCUCGGUCAGCACCUGCAGCAGCAGCGAGGCUCGGAGGGGAACGCGGUACUCAGCGGGCGCCACCUCUUUGUCCUCUGCAUCCUGCUGCUGCUCCAGCUCCUCAUCAACUUUGUGUCCACGUGAGCGCAGGAGCGCGGCGCCAGGGUGGACGUCACGGCACCGAGCACUUUUGGGGGGGG